Molecule: messenger RNA, 978 nt
Organism: Colletotrichum karsti
Lineage: Eukaryota; Fungi; Ascomycota; Sordariomycetes; Glomerellales; Glomerellaceae
Exons: 2
Coding region: 1-978 (325 amino acids)
Source: RefSeq, a predicted model, not a curated record
AUGGCAGACUCAGACGAAGCAGCGGCCGAGCCGACGUACAUGCGAGCCACGAGAGCCUCUUCUUCGCGCCACGCCAUGCCCCGUCUGUCGGUCUCUCCACGCAGCGACAAGCCCAAAGAUGCCGGCAACCCGGAGACAGAGGCGCAUCUCGGUGGAAGAAAGGCCGUUCACAAGGCCUCCUCGGUUGCCGUCUUUUCCCCCAAGACAAUUGUUGCGUCCGGAGCAAGCACAGUGACGGACCUCGCCGGGCCAGAGGCGGCCGUGGAUGCGGACCCGAAGAAGCCCGCCCUCCGGGCUCGGCAGUACCUGCGGUUCCACGACGCGCACAAGGAUAGCGGCGAUGAGGACAGUGUCGGGAUACAGAAGAGUGUCGAGAAUAUGGACGCUGGGAUGAGGAAGCUGAGGAGGCUUGCGGAGAUGGACGGGGGCGGGGCGGAGGAUGCGACGGAAGAGAGGUGGCCGGCGAGUUGGGACUUGCCUCGGCACAGUCAUCUGAAGACGGCGAUCAAGCGGAAUUUCCCCCGGUGGAUUCGCGGUGUUUCGUUGGAAGAGGAAGGAGUGCCAGAGACGGCGCCAGAGAUGAGGGUGGAAGAGGAGGCGGAAGAAGAGCCGGCGUCAGAGGCGGGCCCAGUCGAGGAGGCGGAGACGGAGGUUGAGGCGGAGGCGCAAGACCCGUGGUGGCCAGAUGUCGAGAAUCUGAACCUCCACGACGAGCCUGCUCCGGAACGAGAUGUCGAGCUUGUGAACGAGGACAUGGGCCCAGCGGCGACAAACACUCGCGUCGUGGGACCUGCGGCGGAUGUUUUUGACGCGACUGCGACGGCCGACAUGGCCCACGUCGCGUCGGAGACGACCUCCUUCGGCUAUCCGGUGACGGGCGACUUGGAAUGGUGGAACUGGUAUCGCGAGCGACACGCCAGGUGUCGUGCGGAGGAGAAGACGAGCCAUUUGCCGUACGAUGCGGGAGCGUCCUCAUGA